AAGUUCUUAUUUUUCUUUUAACCUAGUAAAAUAUGCUUCUACCACUGAACUGAAGCAUGCCGCUGGUUCGUUUUUUUCUUAUUGAAUACCGUGAUUCUUCAAGCAAGCCGCACCUAACAUCAUUGUAGCGGCCAGAGGCCGUUCUCCUCCCUCUCCGCCGCGAUCGGGCCGCAAUUGGCCGCGGUGACCAUCUAGUAUGUUCAGAUCUAGCUAGGUUAUGUUGUGAAGACUGAAAAAUGGAGGCAUUAGUAGCUUGUUAUGGUGAUGGAUCUUCUGAUUCUGAUUCAGACUCUCAAUCUUAUUCCCCUUCAAAUCAAACUUUAGCUUACUCAGAAGGACGUGCGCCGUUGCCACCCCGAGCAACCGAAGUUCGUCUCCAGCCCUUGCCACCACCUCCUGUUGAGCUCCUUCAUCCUCCAAAUUUUCUUGGUCCUCAAGAUAUGCAGACUCAUCAGACAAAUAAAGUUAGGAGCUUUCCUCAUGUUGAUGGUAACUAUGCCUUACAUGUAUAUAUACCAAUUACUAUUUCAUCUCCAUCGAAAAAAGAAAUUGCUGCUUUCUUGAAGAAAAUCUCAUCUCAGGAACCAAGUCUUCAUGUUGUUGAUGUCGAUGUCCCACUUAACAUCCUCUGCAAAAACGAUGAGAAACUCGAGCUAGUUGCUUUAGGAAGAGAGUUUCACAUAAGUUUGGGAAGAACUGUUCCAAUACGAGUACAUCAGAUUGACUCAGUGGUCUCAAUGUUAAGACAGAAGCUUCAAACUCAACAAAACAGUUAUUGGAUUGACUUUCACAACUGGGAGGUUUUUGUUAAUGAUGAUCGCACACGCACCUUCCUUUCGGUAGAAGUUGUUCACAGUGGUCUUGUAGAGAUACAGAAGCAAAUUGAAGCAGUCAAUACAAUUUACAAGCUUCAUAAUCUUCCUGAAUUUUACAAGGAUCCGUGUCCUCACAUAUCCUUAGCAUGGUCACUGGGAGACACUAGCGAUCCCCUAAAGAAAAUUGUGGGUGAUGAAAUGAAGAAAUGUGUUACUGGAAAAUCUUUGAAGAAGUGUGUUUUUACAUGUAAAUUCAAAGGUAUUGAGUGUAAGAUUGGUAAUAAAACAUACACAAUAUGUAAAGUUUCAGAUAGAUAGAUGGUAAUGUGUGGUUUGUGUA
Messenger RNA from Vicia villosa (hairy vetch), 1155 nucleotides. RefSeq lists its product as uncharacterized. Gene Ontology annotation, cellular component: nucleus. The transcript has 7 exons. Gene Ontology annotation, molecular function: 3'-5'-RNA exonuclease activity. The record is from RefSeq and is a predicted model, not a curated record. Gene Ontology annotation, biological process: U6 snRNA 3'-end processing. The coding region runs from base 237 to 1133 and encodes 298 amino acids. NCBI's taxonomy places the organism in Eukaryota, Viridiplantae, Streptophyta, Magnoliopsida, Fabales, Fabaceae.